GAUGCGAGCUGGGGCAGAAAUUAACAACCCCAUGAAUGGUAUCUACAUUUAUCAAGGCAUUCAUCAUAACUGCUUUGGUCUUCAAUGGUGGAUGAUUUAUAAGGACAACCGGUACCGAGUAGUGAACCUGGUCAAGACAGAACUGGUGCAGCAUGAUGCUGUCCUCAAGUUCCAUAAUCCAGCACCAAACCCAUUGUUAGUCAACCUGCACGGAAUGAUGGGGCUAAUUCGAUUUGAGUUAGCAAAAGCUCAACUUUGGAAAGCGGCAGGGGAACGCACAGAUUUGUUUUUCCCUGAUGAUCCACUGCUUUCAAUGUCUCCAAGCGCUGACACGCUUGAAGACAUUGAGAGUCCACAGGGAAAACAAACUGAUAUCUCUUUUUGUGACGAACCCCCAUUGACAAUAUAGAAAGCCGGCAUUAACAGGGAACUUACCCACACUCUGAUUGACUAGCCCACUCCCCAUACCCAAAGAUCUUGACACACUCAUACAAACUCUCCACAGAGAAA
This is a messenger RNA of Spizellomyces punctatus DAOM BR117, 510 nucleotides long. RefSeq lists its product as uncharacterized. The annotation marks the transcript as partial. The record is from RefSeq and is a predicted model, not a curated record. The transcript has 2 exons. Lineage: Eukaryota; Fungi; Chytridiomycota; Chytridiomycetes; Spizellomycetales; Spizellomycetaceae.